AUGAAUUUUCUAGUACUGUUUUUUAGUUUUUUAUUUUAUUUAAUACUUAUUUCUGGAGAAUCAAAAUAUUCUAACUUAUCUAUAUGUCUUCCAUAUCAAGCCUGUAGAGGUCAGGUUAAAAUUUUUCAUAUUCUUGAUAAUUCAAUUGAAAAUAUUUCAUUGAAAGGUGAUAGUGAUGUUGAAGGAUCUGGUGAAGGAUCAGGAGAAAGUUUUCCACUUUAUGAUGAGUCUGUUGAACCAUUAACAAAAUUUAAUUAUGAUGGAAGUUCUGAGGUUAAUGAUACUCCUAUUUGUCGAUGUCCAGAAACUGAAGAUACUGAUGAGGGAUAUGAAGAUACAUGCAAUUAUGAUGAUAAAUCAAAAGUUAUGAAUAUUGAUAAGUCAAUACAAUUAAGUUUUUGUAAACCUAUAGAAGAACUAUAUCCAUUAGAAUGUUUUGGUCGUCGGAAUGUACUUAGGGUUAUUGGUGAGAUUCAUGAAUCAGGGGAAACAUUAAAUUCUGUGGCAGAUUCAGUUAUUUUUUGCCACUGUAAAUCAGAAACUUUUAAAAGAAUAGAUAUAGAACCAUGUUAUACCAACAGUAACACGGUGAAGAAACUGAACAGUCAACAAAGUUAG
Molecule: messenger RNA, 618 nt
Organism: Strongyloides ratti
Lineage: Eukaryota; Metazoa; Nematoda; Chromadorea; Rhabditida; Strongyloididae
Exons: 3
Coding region: 1-618 (205 amino acids)
Source: RefSeq, a predicted model, not a curated record